Molecule: messenger RNA, 4869 nt
Organism: Centropristis striata (black sea bass)
Lineage: Eukaryota; Metazoa; Chordata; Actinopteri; Perciformes; Serranidae
Gene: minpp1b
Product: multiple inositol-polyphosphate phosphatase 1b
Exons: 7
Coding region: 1-1602 (533 amino acids)
Molecular function (GO): inositol phosphate phosphatase activity; acid phosphatase activity
Source: RefSeq, a predicted model, not a curated record
AUGCACAUUAUAGAUACUAUAGGAACUACAUAUGUAUAUUUAUAUUUGCAUUCUGUUGUUAUAAAUUGUAGUUUUAUGAAAAAGUCGUCGAUUAAGAAACUCCGGGAAUGUUUUUGUGUGGACCGACAGAGAGGUCAAAGGUCAGCUGAACCCGGAACAUCAACAAAGCAAACAGAGCGGCGGGUUGUUAGAGUCCGGGCCGCCGCCAUGUUCUCCGGUUCUCUGCUGGCGGCGCUCAGCCUGCUGCUGCCCCGCAUGGCCGGCUGCUCUCCGCCGGCCCGGGACAUCCCGCACAUCGCCGCCUACUUCGGCACGAAGACCCGGUACGAGGAGGUGAACCCGCGGCUGCUGCGGGACCCGCUGUCCGUUAACGGCUCGGUGCUGAAGCCGCCGCCCGCCGAGCGCUGCGCCCCGGUGCACCUGACCGCCGUCAUCAGGCACGGCAGCCGGUACCCGACCCUCAAGAACAUCCGCAGGAUCCAGAGGCUGAGCGAGCUGGUCCGGAGGGAGGCGGGCCGCGGCCCCGGGGGCUCCGGGGGCUCCGCCGCCUGGCUGCAGGGGCUGCAGAGCCGCUGGGACAUGUGGUACACCGAGGACAUGGACGGUCAGCUGGUGGAGAAGGGCAGGGAGGACCUGCGGUACCUGGCGCGGCGCCUGGCGCUCCUGUUCCCGUCGCUCCUGUCGGAGGAGAACCUGAGGAGGAUCAGCCUGAGGAGCAGCUCCAAGCACCGCUGUGUGAGCAGCGUGGAGGCGUUCCAGGAGGGCCUGCAGCAGCACUGGGGCCACACCACGCCGCAGUACCGCCACCAGGUGGACGACGAGCUGAUGCGUUUCUUCGAGCGUUGCCGUGGUUACGUGGAGGGCGUGGAGAAGAACCGCACGGCGCUGCUGGAGGUCGACAAGUUCAAACACGGAGAGGAGAUGGAGGCCCUGAGGAAGAGGAUGGCCGACAGGCUGGGCCUUCCUCACCACCGCCUCACGCCAGAUCUGGUGGAAGCAGCGUUCUUCUUGUGUUCCUACGAGCUGUCAAUCAAAUCUGUCCACUCCCCCUGGUGCUUCCUGUUCAAUGAGGACGAUGCUAAGGUGUUGGAGUACAAGUCUGACCUGAAGCAGUACUGGAAACGCUCCCACGGUCACGUGAUCAGCGGCCUGUCCAGCUGUCCUCUCUUCCACCACGUCUUCAGGACGCUGGACAAGGCCGGACGUCCCCGCAGGUCGACUGAUGCGCCUCCUGAGCCCGCCUCCAUCCUGGUGGGUCACGCCGAGACGCUCCUCCCCCUGCUGUCGCUGCUGGGACUCUACAAGGACCAGGCUCCGCCCACCGCCCACAACUACCAAUCACAGCACGGUCGUAGUUUCCGCUCCAGUCUCAUAGUCCCCUAUGCGGCCAACCUGCUGUUUGUGCUGUAUGACUGCCAGCGCGGCCCGCGGCUGCAGCUGCUGGUCAACGAGUCCCCGGUGCGGUUCCCGGGGCUGCAGACGGAGGACGCUCCGCUCUACCGGGACGUCCGGGCCACGUACCGCCACCUGCUGGACGGCUGCGACUUCCACCGGGAGUGUGAGGUGAGGACGAGCGGCCGCGGGCCCAACACCGAGCUCUGAGGGACGCCCGGCUAAGCCCCGCCCCCUGGACACUCAGCGUCCAAUCAGGUGUCAGCAACUCGUGUUAGGGCUGGCCGAUAAGUCUGAUCAUUUACUGUCAUGUUAUAUCAAGAUAUCAGGAUAAACUUUAGCCUCAUUAAAUUAAAUUAAAUUAAAUGGUACGUUUUAUUGUCAAGAAAUCACAGAGGAUCAUAGAACGACAGCCACAGAGAAAACAAUAUCCACUUAUUUCCCGUGUUAUUGAGGUCGUGUCCAUGUAGGUACCACAGCAUCAGCUGUGUUUACAUAUGUGUUUAAAAAUGUCAGCAACAGUUUUGCCAACACGAUGCCAUAAAGCAGGGGUCUCAAACUCAAAUGACCAAAAAAAAAGACACAAAAUGACAGAAAAAAACGAAAUUACUUAAAAAGACACAAAAUGACCCCAAAAAAGACACGAAAUGACUGAAAAAACACUAAAUUACUUUAAAAAGACACAAAAUGACAAAAAAAGACACAAAAUUACCCCAAAAAUACACUAAAUUACUAAGAAAAGACACAAAAUUAUUAGAAAAAGACACAAAAUUUCUAGAAAAAAAAGACACAAAAUUACUAACAAAAGACACAAAAUUACAUUACAUAACAUUUCCACUUUUUCCAGUAAAAACAAUACAGCAGAUAAUAAAGGGACCUUCCACACACAACACAGUAAAGUGCCAUUCAUAUAAAACUCACAUAAACUUUCAUAUCAAGGUGGGGGCCACAAAACAUCAUCACGAGGGCCACAAUUGGCCCGCGGGCCGCGACUUUGAGACCCCUGCCAUAAAGCCAGCAGGUUGUCCAACAAUCAGAAGUUAAUUUGUGGUCGUGCUGCUUUAACCUCUGAACCCCAACACGCCGCUUCAGGGCGCUUUUUGCUCUUGUGGCCUUGUAUUUCACCACAAUAUAUAAAAUAUCUACAUAAUCUAUAUAAUCUAUAUAAUCUAUAAGUCCUGCAGCUCUAUGGCAACAGCACAGUCAUGGCUAGAAGUGGGAACAACAUCUUUUGGGCAGAAUAACAUGGUUACAAUGACAUAAAUCAUAAAGUUGAAUUUCUGAUAAAUUAUUUUUUCCAAGUGCCCAACUGUUGGGGAAGAAAUGUCCUCUACAUAUUUUACAUAUUGAAUUGCUUCCAGCCACUCCUGUCCUCUCCCCUCGGUUCUGUGCAAACAGAUGUUCAGUGAAUAUUUGUCACCAAAACAUACUUUUACUUUACUUUUUGGGGUUCAGAGGGUUAAAUGGUCUUCUUGCAGUUAUUUCUGUCAUUGUCACAGGCCUAUAUAUUUAAUAAUAAAAAAAAUGGAAUAACUAGGAAACGUGCUAUAUCUUUAUAUAUACUGUUGUCACGAUAUGAAACAACCUGAUGGGGAAAGAAUAUUUUGCAUAUUUCCAGCCCUUCUCCAUGUAUAAAGUUUCCUAAAACACAGAAAAUGAAGUGUAGUUUGUUCUGUAAUAACAGAUUUAUAAAUCUGUCUGUUUUUAAUAUGAUGGAACUUUUGUUUAAUUAAAAAAAAGUUUAAAUGUCACGCUAAUAGCAAAUAAUUUAAAGAAAAUACCAGAAAUCUGAUAUUUCCUUUAUAUUCUUUUAUACACAAAUAAGACUAUAUGAAAGAAGCACUUGAAUAAAGGAAUUUUUAUUUAUGGGAAAAAAAUCCAUGAAUUUAAACUUUAAAGGGAUAUUUCAUCAGUAUUUGACAGGAACAGAUUUUUAAAUUUCAUUUCAUUGGACAUAUUUGCCUUGAAAAUCUAAAUUUUCUUUCGUGGUAGCUUUGUGUGUCAAAGCUCAAAGAUGAAUCAACGAAGACGAGAUAUUGCAUGUUCAGAAAAAUAAUUCAAGCUGAGUUGUUGUGAUUCAUAGGUGUGUGUGUUUUUGGUGAACUGACCCUUUAAUCAGCGAUGGAAACCAGAGUCAGUGGGGAAAUAACCAUGUUUCUGUUAAAGUCCAAGUGAAUUUAGAGCGAUAUUUAGAAAUGUUGUAUUAAAGACAACUAGAUGUUUCAGCUGGUUUAGAGCCAAUAAACAAAGCUGCACUAACGUACUUUGGUCAGCAGAUGGCAGUGUGAUGUGUUGCUGUAGGCUGAUCUGUCUAUAUAUAUAUAUAUAUAUAUAUAUACAGUAGAAGAAGAGAUUGUGCGAGAGAGAAAAUACAAUAAAUACAACAAUAAGAGCUUGCUGGUGUUAAUGUGCUUAGAUAAUGUCGGUGACAUUAACUAUUUUGCAAAAAAAGACAAAAACCGCCUCAAGCGAGUGUAAAAACUCUUGAUGGAAACACAACUACAGAUAAAACCAUCAUGGCCGUGCUUCCCUCAAUUCAUUUCUAUGCACAGUUUGGAGAUUUGUGUGAGAAAAGCUUGACGGAAGCACCAAAAUUAAAUAAAACUUUUGAAAAUGUGCAUGAACGUUUUUUAACUUGCUUCAGUUGGGUUUUUGGGUUUUUGUCUUCUUCGAAACCACUUGUAAUGCACUAAACGGGAGAUGGAAACGCUUUUUCUGAACAAGUUCUGACGUAGAACAUUGAACCCACAUGACUGAUCAGCUGAUCAGCUCUGACAUUAAACAACAAUUACAAGUUGCCAAAUUGAAUCCAAUUCCUGAAGACUUCUCUCCAUUUUCUCCAGUUGUCUGAUCAGAAACCUCUUUUUUGUUGUCGUGUCUCUCUCGCACAAUCUUUUCUUCUUCUACUGUUUUACAGAUUAGCCUACAGCGAUACAUUACACUGCCAUCUUCUGACCAGAGAACAUUAAUGCAGCUUUGUUUAUUUGCUCUGAACCAGCUGAUGGAAACGUCCCUAAAUCACUGUUUCUUUAAUGCCACAUUCCCAAAAAAUUGCUUCAAAUUCCCUUUGACUUUGAUGGAAACUUGGCGAAUGGCUCUUCAGGGUUCACUCUGGCUUUGUUCUCUUCAGGAUUUAAGUUUGCUUUAUGUUCUUUAUUUAUUCUGAUUUCUUUGAUAAUGUGGUGCAUUUAUUUAAUUGAUUUAUGCCUCAUAACAGCCACAAAGUGCUGCUCUUAACUCUGUUAACUGUUUUGAAGUGAAAAAGAGUUUAUUCAGAUGAUUUCCAUCAGGAGAUGAUGAGGCUGUUCAGUUCUUACUGUUUUUGUGUCUUCAGGGUUCAUAAUUUAUUGAGUUUAUAUUCUUUUUAAACUGGUGUCAGGUUUCACUCGGUGCUUCUUCUUUAUUUGACUUUAUUGCAGAAAGAUGGUUGCCAAAUGUUUUUAAUUGAAAGCUUUAAUAAACAUUUUUCACAAAUGA